Molecule: messenger RNA, 831 nt
Organism: Fusarium mangiferae
Lineage: Eukaryota; Fungi; Ascomycota; Sordariomycetes; Hypocreales; Nectriaceae
Exons: 2
Coding region: 1-831 (276 amino acids)
Source: RefSeq, a predicted model, not a curated record
AUGCUCUCAUCAUUCACAACCAAGCUCGCCCUCAAAAAGGCAGGUAUACCAAGCGAUGUCUUCGACUUUUCAGAAAAGAAGCGCGAGCCAAACAAGCUGCGCAAAAAUCCACCAGCAGAUCUCGAUAAUGAAACUGAAUCAGGCUGGACGUCUUGGAUGUCUGUUCGGUCUCUCCCGCUUACUGUUCAGCCGUGGUUGACGCCUCCGCCUGCUGCUGUUGCUAAGGGUAGACUCCCGGGGAUAGGAGAUAAAGCGCCUGUUGAUAAGACGGGGAAGUUAAGGGUUGGCGGGGGGAAGAGAGUCCUGCUUGUGUUUUUACGCUGUGUUGGUUGUGCUUUUGCUCAAAAGACAUUUAUUAAUCUUCGUACAAUGGCGAAUCGAUACGGCGAUGCAUUGACAUGCAUAGCCGUAUCCCACGCCUCAGAGCAAGCAACUCAAAAAUGGGUAUCCCUCCUCGGCGGCGCCUGGAGUGUUCGCGUCAUAGUCGAUGAGGAGAGGGCUAUCUACGCAGCAUGGGGUUUAGGAACGAGUAGUAUGUGGUAUGUACUCAAUCCAACGACACAAGUUCAAGGAUGGAAAGAGUCGGGAUGGUUGGGAGAAAAAGUGGCUGGAGCGAUACAAAGAAAGGAGACGAGUGAGAAGAAACCAGUGAAUACGAAUAAUGCGGACGAUGAAGAAGAUGGUGGGCCUUUGACGACGAUGGGGAAUAAGUGGCAAGAAGCUGGUGCUUUUGCUGUUGAUGGGACUGGGACAGUGAUUUGGGGCGGGAAAGCGGCGAGAGCAGAUGAUGUUAUGGAGUUGGAAGAUGGAGCAAGGAUCCUGUUAGCCUGA